CUUCUUCGACCAUCGGUCUGAUUCUUUUCCACAGAUGAAGCAAGGUCUCUGUCUCUUCCCUCUUAGGGUUCAUCUAUCACUCUGUUUCUUCAGUUUCAACGCAGAAUCCAAUACAAGUUAAUCCCUCAGCAGGCAUGAGUGUGGAAGAGAAACUAGAAGGCUUUAGAGUCGGUCAGAUCCCCACGUUGUUCUACAUUCCAGAGUUCAUCACUGAUGAAGAACAAACUCACCUCCUCAAUAAUAUAGAUGGGGCACCUGUCUCUAAGUGGAAGCCAUUGAAGAACAGGAGACUACAGAACUGGGGUGGUGUGGUCCAUGAAAAGGGUCUCCUGCCACAAGAGCUGCCUUCUUGGUUGACAAAGAUUACAUCCAAAAUAUAUGAAAGCUCAGGCCUGUUCCCUUCUGCAGUCAAUCAUGUCCUCAUCAAUGAAUACCAUCCUGACCAAGGAAUAAUGCCACACCAGGAUGGACCCGCUUAUUUUCCUGUCGUAGCUAUUCUGUCUCUUGGAUCGCCUGUUGUUAUGGACUUCAGCCCACAUCCAAGAUUCAGAUUGUGCCAUGGUGAUUCCGUAGAUCAAAGCCCUGAUGCAGAAGCAUGUGGGCAUGGAAUAGAUGAAUGGGACCGAGAUUACCACCCGUUUUCUGUCUUGAUGAUGCCUCGCAGCUUACUGAUCUUCAAAGAUGAAGCAUACUCAAAUUUCCUGCAUGGCAUUACCGACGAUCCACAACAAUGUUACGAAGGGGCUGUUAAUGAAGCCAAAGCUUUGUCUGAAUCAAACAUGGAGAAAUUAACUGAAGAGGACAGCAAUGGAGGUGACAAGAUUCUUCACAGAGACCAAACCAGAGUCUCACUGACAUGUCGAUUAGUGCCCAAAGUUCACAAGAAUCUCUUCAGGUUUUAGACAACUAAGACAAGUAGUUCCUGAUUUUGAUAUAUCAGUCAUUGUCUUGCCGUUUUUAGACUGUAAAAACGACACGAUUUUUGUUCCAUGAAGUGAAGGCCUUUGUGAUGA
Molecule: messenger RNA, 1013 nt
Organism: Tarenaya hassleriana
Lineage: Eukaryota; Viridiplantae; Streptophyta; Magnoliopsida; Brassicales; Cleomaceae
Product: alpha-ketoglutarate-dependent dioxygenase alkB homolog 6
Exons: 8
Coding region: 135-902 (255 amino acids)
Source: RefSeq, a predicted model, not a curated record